This is a messenger RNA of Mya arenaria, 387 nucleotides long. Its product is annotated as caveolin-1-like. The transcript has 2 exons. Bases 1 to 387 code for a protein of 128 amino acids. Lineage: Eukaryota; Metazoa; Mollusca; Bivalvia; Myida; Myidae. Gene Ontology annotation, biological process: caveola assembly. Gene Ontology annotation, cellular component: caveola. The record is from RefSeq and is a predicted model, not a curated record. Gene Ontology annotation, molecular function: molecular adaptor activity.
AUGGCUGACUCAUUGGACCUUAGCAACAGAGACCCUAACAAUCUCAACGAUCACAUUAAGGUCACAUUCGAAGACGUACUAGGUGAACCGGAAGGAGCACAUUCGAUUGACUGCGUCUGGAAGCUCGCUUACACCUGUUUCAACUGCUGGCUCGGACUUUGCUACAAAAUUGCAACCAUUCUCUGUGGUAUUUGUAUCGCUGCCGAAUGGGGCUGUGCCUUCGCCGAGAUCGCCUUCUACCACGUCUGGUUUAUCACACCCUCACUGAAAUACUGCGAGCUGAACUGUGCCGUGUGUACGAAGGUGGUACGUGUAUGCGUCUCCUGCUGUUGUGAGCCCUGCUGUGAGGCGCUUGGUGGAAUUUUCCAUCACUUCGGGAAGAAGUAA